ACAAUAUUGUAUUUUUUUGCGUAUAUAAUUUUUAUUUGGGAAUGUGCACACGUAAAAAUCAUUCUCGUUUCCAAGUCGAAUAGGAAUAAUCGACGCGAGGCUCCCUGGCACGCGUAUAACGUACUCGCACGUGCCACUCCGUUCCCUUCAAUACGUAGGGACAUGCGUAGGGGGUAGAAAGAGGAGAAAGGGGGUAGGGGGCUCUUACAUCUGCUCGUUCGGACUUUUGUACGACGAUUGAACAGCCGGAUUUCGAAGGGGGCUGGUGAUAGACUCCCUCGCCCCCUUCUUCGGUAACGGUUGUAAAAAUGAGGGGGUUGGUAGUAUGCAACGAUCGACGUUAGUCAACGGUCGUGUCCAUUGACAGUCUACCGUAGCUCAUAGCAUACAGUUAAUAACAAGGGUGCUGUAGUUCUCGUGGCAAAAAGGACGCGAAAAAGGUGUUUUUUUACGGGAGGAAAGAUUUAGCGGAGAAACAUUGCACCGUACAAAGGAAGAGUUUGUCAAAAGGGUUUCGACACACCGGCAGCGCUAUAUAGAUAACGAAGCUGACGGCGCUAGAUAACGGAUAACUGAUCCGAAGUUAAGGGGCAAACUUGUUUCUACUAGAAAGCAGAAGCACGUAAGUAGCAUGAAGUAUCGUUACUUCCAGGUGACAUAGUAAGGCGACCUUUCAAAUAGACGUCAACAUUGUAGUUUUCCUUACGUCGAUCUCAUGUUUUCACAUUCUGUGCUAAUUUUAUUAAAAAUUAUAAUGGCAUUAUUACAUAAAAAUUUGGCAAGUUUUAAAUUAUAUAAGAUUUUGAAAAAAAAUUUGAAGAAUAAUACUAUUACCUGAAUAUUAGAUGAUUGUUUAAUAGUAAAACGUCAAAAUCAGAGAGCAACCAUUAAUUAGCUCGAAAACAGAUACAAACGGAGCGGAAAUUAUAUGGAAGCCUGCAUCUGAUACUUCAUUAAAUAGCGUUUACAAUACAUUGUUGAUAUACGACUAUUACAUGUAUUAGAUUUUCGUGAUAGCAUAAUGUCAUAUAAAAUUAUAAGGAAAACGAAUAUAAUUAAGCUUUUAUUUUUUAAUGAAACGAAAGAGAUUUAAUAUAAAGUAAUAUUGAGCACUAAUUGCUUUAUGGAAUUUCGCGAUUUUUAAGCAGAACUUUAUUUGUUAAUUGUCAAUUAAUUCACGAACAUAAUUUCUAAGACGUAUAAAAUCAUCAGUUUCUCAGUUCCUCAUUGAGUUUUCUUAUUGGAUUGUAGAUGGACAAACGUUGAUCAUAAUGAAGAGAUAUUCGUCGGCACCUUGUCUAGAAGAUGUUGGCAAUGACGCUAAAAGAACAAAAGGAAUUGAACAAUAUGCAGAUCCAAGUACAAGGGAAUAUCUUCAGUUGGCUUUAGCCAGAAUCCUGGAAUUACAAAGAGAAAUUAAGGCAGGCACAUAUCUCGCAGAAACCGAUAAUGGUAGUGAUCUGGACGCAUCGGGUAGUGAGGAAGAUUUAACGAAAGAAAUUCUUACUAAAGUGUUUCAAGAUCUACCCGGGACACCUAGUUCUCUCACAAAAAUAACAGAUAGAGAGACGCGCUGGAAAAAUCACCGUAUAGAUACUAUUCAUAAUAAAAGGAUACAAUUACUAGGUUUCGAUACUUGUCGGAGAAUGGCCCUUGAAUUCAUGAAAACCAUCAUGCAGGAAUCACGAAACAAAUCCUCCUCUUUAAAUACAGUUAAACUCGAUUUUCAACGAAAUGAAUCGUUACAUUCGGAAAAUGAAAUGAAUGAUUUUUGCAAUCGGGAAUCGAAUGCGCACGAAAUUCGAGUGAGAAUGUUCAAAAGUUUGGAUUUGCAUUUGGCUGCUAAACAAAGAGACUAUACGUCCAAAUUAAUGAAAUCAGGUAUUUAAUAUUUGACACUUGCGUACGACACUUUCGAGUGGAAAUAAAUUGAAUGUGGAAAAUGUCCAAAUUCAAUAUAUUCUUCAAUAUAUACCAUGAUAUUACUAUUUUGAACGUGAACGGUGUACGUACACUUUUUACAUUAAGAUAUUCAUAUUUCCUUUAUUCUUAAUUGUAAUUAUGAUUGAUUCUGUUUUUAAAAAAAUUUUAAAAAUAUUGUCAAAUAUUUUAUUUUGAGAUUUAAAUUAAGAUAAUUAUCAAAAUUUUAAUAAAACUAACAUUUUAGUUUUAGUACAGUAUCCAGUUUUAGUUCUUGCAGUUAUAAAAAUCUAUCUAGUCAUUUUAAAAUGUUCUAGUCAUAGCUUGUGUGUAAUUAUAUUCUCUCUACAAAGUUAUUCAAUUAUUUUAUAUAAACAUCUACAUACGUAUAUUUACAUUCAUAUAUAAACAUGUAUACCUGUAUUUAUAAUCUAUAUACUAUACUGUUGAUUUUUAAUAAAACAGUUAUAUAAGUGCGAUCGUAUUCUACUGAUUAUAAUAAAAAAAAAGAAAA
Monomorium pharaonis (pharaoh ant) is the source of this 2434-nucleotide messenger RNA. RefSeq lists its product as uncharacterized. The record is from RefSeq and is a predicted model, not a curated record. The coding region runs from base 1272 to 1889 and encodes 205 amino acids. The transcript is spliced from 4 exons. Lineage: Eukaryota; Metazoa; Arthropoda; Insecta; Hymenoptera; Formicidae.